Molecule: messenger RNA, 4323 nt
Organism: Macadamia integrifolia
Lineage: Eukaryota; Viridiplantae; Streptophyta; Magnoliopsida; Proteales; Proteaceae
Product: polyadenylation and cleavage factor homolog 4-like
Exons: 7
Coding region: 504-3704 (1066 amino acids)
Biological process (GO): termination of RNA polymerase II transcription
Cellular component (GO): mRNA cleavage factor complex; cytoplasm
Molecular function (GO): RNA polymerase II complex binding; mRNA binding
Source: RefSeq, a predicted model, not a curated record
CAAAACUGUAACCGACCAUUUGACACCCUUGGAUGUGCAGAGAGAGUUUAGAAGAAAACUCGUUUCGCUCGCGUGGCACUCCGCCGCCUGAUUCUCUAUCUCCUUCGUUCUCCUCUCAGAUUCAAAGAUAUGCAUGUAUUGGAGCCAACGAGCUUCGUCCACACAGAAGCUCUCCCUCUUCUUCUUCUCUCCUUGUCUGCUCCUUUCGAAUCAAAUGCCCCUCCUCUGUACUCCCAAAUUUCGGAGCAUAACAACUCUUCUAUGGAGUCGUCAUCGCUCCUGUGUCGAUACCCAUGUUUAUGAACUCUAUUUAAAUCUACUGUUAUCUGAUAUUCCAGGCUUUCUGAUUCCUGAAAUCCGUUCUCGAUCGGCUCUAGAUUAAAGAAAGUUUCAAUUUUUUUUUUUUACUUCCUUUUUUUAUAAAUCUGUGUGCGUUUCAAAAGUUAGGAUUAGGGUUUUUGACAAUUUUCUUUGGUCUUUUCUUAUUUGGGGUUGUUUUUGAGAUGGAAAUGGAGAGUUCUCGUAGAUCCAUUGAUAGGUCGAGAGAACCAGGUUUUAAGAAACCUAGGUUGUCUGAAGAGGUCGAACGAGAUCGUGGUUUGAAGGGCGUUGUCGAUCGUGAUCGAUCAUUUCAGCAGAGGGUUUCUACCGUUGGAAGCGGCCCCGGAGCUGGGUCCUUACUAUCGAGGUUUAGAACGAACGAGAAGGACGGGAAUGCGGAGAGAGAUGAGUCUGUUCGAGGAGUUUAUCCGCAACGGCAGCAUCAAGAGCUUGUCAGUCAGUAUAAGACGGCUCUUGCAGAACUGACCUUCAAUUCCAAGCCUAUCAUCACUAACCUGACUAUUAUCGCGGGGGAGAACGUCCAUGCUGCCAAGGGAAUCGCAGCCACUAUCUGCGCGAAUAUUAUUGAGGUACCCAGUGAGCAAAAGCUGCCAUCUCUUUACCUUUUAGAUAGUAUCGUAAAGAACAUUGGGAGAGAUUACAUCAAAUACUUCGCUGCCAAACUACCUGAGGUGUUCUGCAAGGCCUAUAAACAGGUUGAUUCUUCAAUUCAUUCUGGUAUGCGGCAUCUUUUUGGGACUUGGAAAGGUGUAUUUCCCCCUGUCACUCUUCAGAUAAUAGAGAAAGAACUUGGAUUCUCCCCUGCCAUGAAUGGUUCAUCUUCUGGUGCUCCAGUAUCCAGGCCUGAUUCACAAUCACAACGCCCACCACAUAGCAUUCACGUGAAUCCUAAGUAUUUAGAGGCAAGGCAGCGCCUUCAACAGUCAAACAGGAACUCUCAGCGUCCCCAAAGGGAAGUGUUAAGUGAGCCUGUUCAAGAGAACACUGGUGAGGCAUAUGGAGAUUAUGAAUAUGGUUCGGAUCUUUCGAGGCAUCCGGACAUGGGAACAGGGAGUGGCAGUGAUAGGCUUAGUGAGAGGGGACUUGACAAGACGUAUGGAGUGGGAAGCAGUACUGUGGACUCAGUUGUUGGCCAAAGAAAUGGGUCUGGUGCACAGCAUAGAUUUUCAAAAUACCAAGCAUCGAGACCUGCUCAAGCUGCUGCUCAGCUUCCGUUAACACUGAGCACUGCAAAGAAAAGUAGCAGAGGGAUGUAUAGGAACUGGAAAAAUUCUGAGGAAGAAGAGUACAUUUGGGAUGAUAUGAACUUCAGAUUGAUGGAUCACGGGGCCCGUGAUAGCUCAAGGAGAGAUGGUUGGACUUCAGAUGAUUCAGAAAAGCUGGAGGAAGAACACCUUCCACAACCUCGGAGUGAACAUGAUAUUGGGUCUAGGGUUAAUAGAGAAACUUCCUUGGAUUCAAAAUCCAUUACACAAAGAGGACAAGCAGCAUUUGGGUAUCGAACAUCACCGACAUGGUCAUUACAAGAGCCACACCUCUUAGAUAAUACCCAUACAAGCCAAACUUCAAUGGUUUCAGCUGGUUCAGAUUCUCGGAGUGGUACAUCUUUGACCAGGGCCGGUCUUCGUUCCCAGAUGGUUCCAUCAUCGGUAUCUGCUGGAGUUUUAGGGCAGCAACGGCAUCUUCCUCCAGGUUCUGCAUCCCCAUCCAGACAGUCUCACAUUCCCCAGCAUCCUCAUUCACCUUCAUCUUCACUUCAUCAGCGUCAACCAUCACAUGAUUUGUCUGAGCAAGACCGUCUGCAAGAACAAUCCUUUGAUCAGCCUGCUUUAAAACCAUCUCAGCUUGCAGGAUCAUUGAGUUGUGUGCCACAAGAGUCUUUCAACAUCCCCGUUAAUCAGCUUGGAACUACUCAAAAUUUGCAGUUAAAUCAAUCACCACCUCCCCAACAUUUACGAACACCUUCUCCUUUAAUCGCUUUUCCUCAACUAAAGCCUCAUGCUCCUUUCUCACAGCAGCAGCCACAGGCAGAUAAAUUACUGUCUCAAUUUUCUGGUCAGUCCCAGAAGCCACUGCAUCAAGGCCCAAAUUUUGGAUCUCUAACAACAGGGUCUUCUGUGCUGAGCCAUUCAAAUUGUUCUGCAGCAGAUCAAAUUGGAGAAUCUAAUGCUAGUAGUUUAUUAAGUGCAAUUUUGGAAAAGGGAUUACUUUCAAACAACUUAGCUAGUGGUGGUUUCCCCAACCUUAACUUCCAGGAGUCGGGUUCGUUGCCAAGUAGUAUGAAUAUACAGCCCCCUCUGCCAAGUGGACCUCCCCCUGUCCUCCAUGCUGCAUCCUCAAUUCCCAUGGUUUCGGAAGCUUCUUUAUUGGCUACGGUAUCCCAUGGGAAUGCAUCAACUAUAUCAGCACUCCCUCAGAGGACAACUGUGCGGCCUCCUCUGCCUCCUGGACCUCCUCCUCCUUCAUCUAUUGGAGGUAGCACAACAGUGCAGAUGUCAAGUGUAACUAGUGGUGCUCCUAAUUCUCUUUCAAGUCUUUUGAGUUCAUUAGUUGCCAAGGGAUUAAUAUCUUCUUCAACAACAGAGUCAUCAACUGUUCCUGCUACCCAGAUGCUGAGUCAAAACCAAAGCCAUAGCACUGGCCCAAUUACCAGUAGUUCCAUGUCAGUUUCCUCAAGUCCAGAUGCUGCGAUCAUCCCUUCAUCUUAUGGUAAUGAACUUCCUUUUACAGAAUCUUGCCCGAAGAGCACAACUAGCUUGUCUCAAGGCACCACAAGUGAAUCCAAUUCCAAGGGCCUCAUAGGUAUUGAGUUCAAGCCAGAGAUUAUCCGAGAACCACAUCCCUCAGUUAUCAGUGGCCUCUUUGAUGACGUUCCAUAUCACUGCAAGAUCUGUGGUCUUGGAAUUAGACUUGAGGAAAGACUCAAUAAACAUAUGGAGUGGCAUGCUUCAAAGAAAUCUGAACAAAGUAGUUGCAACUUGGUUUCAAGGAGAUGGUUUGCAAAUUUGGGUGACUGGAUUGCUGGGAAAGAAGGGCACUUUUCUGCGCCUACAUCUGCUGCUUCAAUUGAAAUUUCAGUUGAUGCAUUGGAUGAGAGUGAACAUGCAGUCCUUGCUGAUGAAAGCCAAUGUGUGUGUUUAUUAUGUGGGGAGCUGUUCGAGGAUUUUUACAAUUUUGAAAGAGAUGAAUGGAUGUUCAAAGGAGCAGUUUAUAUGACCCUCCCAGCUGGGGAUGGCAAUGGGGGAACUACUGGUGGGAGUGCUGUCCAGGGUCCCAUUGUGCAUGCAAACUGUAUUUCACAAAGUAAUGUUCAUGACUUGGGAUGGACUGAGCGCGUUAAAUUGGAACAGGCAGAUGGAUGAUGCUUCAAAGUUAUGAAUUCACACCAUUAUUGUAAUGAGGGUCGGAUGAAUAAACUAGCACAUGAUAUCCAGGUUUACCCUUUGUCCAUCAGGCAAAUUGGCUGGUACUUGAAAAUGGGAUUGGGGCCAAGCUGCUCCCCAAUCACAUCCGAUCCCUAGCUACUGAAGAAUCCCAACGUGGAAGCGGCUCUGCUAUUGGUGCAUCGCAUUUUCACCUUAAAGCAAAUGGCAAUGGAUAUCAUUAAUACAACAAAAGGAACUUAUGGAAGUUGGUUGCUUCAUUUUUCGUAGAUCCAAGGCUAAAGAGAAGAUUCAAUUGAUCUCAGCGGCUUCCUGGACGUGAAUAUGUAGUUCUUUGCUGUUGACAUUAUGGGUAUAUGUUGAGAUUUGUAUUCCAAUGCUUGCCUUCUGAUGGAGGUUCCUUUACUCUUUUAUAUUUUAGUAUUUCCCUCCCUUUUUAUUUUUGGAGGGUUGGGGAGAAUCAAGGGAUCGUGGACCCAGAGUGUAUUUUCCCUUGGAUCAUACUGAUGUUCAGAGAGUUUCAGAAGUGUUAUGCCUGAGGAAAAUUAUAAUUUUUUUUCCUUUUCUAUUGAAGCAACUAGACGGUGCAGUUCCUCCA